Nicrophorus vespilloides is the source of this 5843-nucleotide messenger RNA. It is a transcript of the gene yl, whose product is annotated as putative vitellogenin receptor. The record is from RefSeq and is a predicted model, not a curated record. Gene Ontology annotation, molecular function: protein binding; calcium ion binding. Bases 256 to 5592 code for a protein of 1778 amino acids. NCBI's taxonomy places the organism in Eukaryota, Metazoa, Arthropoda, Insecta, Coleoptera, Silphidae. The transcript has 11 exons.
AUGUUUCAAUGAAAUACAUACAAGUACAUACAGAUAUGUUUUAGCGGCAAACUUUCUCAACAUUUUUAUCUUCGUAUUUAUAGAUUAGCAUUUCCUGGCGGUACGUUUUUUGUUUGUCCUCUAACUUUAUUUCUUUCAACUUCACAUUCGUUUGAUUUUGUGCUCGACCAUUUUGUUCCCAUCCGGCCGUUCAUCUUAAACCAUCGACAACGAUUUUUAACAAUUUUAAAUUAUCGAUGUUCGCUCGUUGUCAGUAUGUGUAAGAUUUUGAAUUACAUUUUGCUGGCCGGUCUGGUCGGCUGCAGCACCGGCUUCCUCGAUUCCCUAUACAGCCAGCUGGAUGCGAAUUGCUCUGGCACCGAUAGUUUCGUAUGCAGAAACAGCAAAUGCGUACCGAAAGCCAAAAGAUGCGACGGACACGCAGACUGUCUAGAUUCAUCGGAUGAGGAGGAUUGCGAUCUAUUCUUCUGUAAAGAACCCAACUACUUUCGGUGCAAUAAUGGGAAAUGCAUUUUUCACAAUUUCGUGUGCGACGAUGAAAACGAUUGCGGCGAUUUCACGGACGAAGCCAACUGUGAAAACUUUAAGCUGUUGCAUAUGAAUCCCACGAAUUGUUCGAGCACGGAAUGGCAAUGCGCGGAUCGGCUGUGUAUUCCUACGGAAUUCGUCUGCAACGGGGAGAACGAUUGUCUUGAUGGUACAGACGAGACCAUCGGAUGCACGAUAAACUUAGAGUGUGAUGGAUUCAAGUGCAAGAACGGACAUUGCGUUCCGAAUGAGUGGAGAUGCGAUGGAGGAAACGAUUGCCACGAUAAUUCCGAUGAGGAGGAUUGCCAGAACCACAUACAUCCCAAAGAUUGUAAACUCGAUAAACGUCUGUUCUUGUGCGGCAACAAAAAGACUUGCAUCAAAGUGGAGAACGUCUGCGAUUCAACACCGCAUUGUCCGGAUAAGACGGACGAAGGAAACGCUUGCAAUGAUAAAAACUCCACUUGCGCUACUCACAAAUGCUCUCACGAUUGCGUUCAACUGCCGUCCGGUCCCAAAUGUCUUUGUCCCAGCGGAUACAACACUAUCGAUGAUAAAACUUGCCAAGACAUCAACGAGUGUGAAACUUAUGGAAUCUGCGAUCAGAAAUGCAAGAAUCUGCCUGGGUCGUACGAAUGCUACUGCGACAACAAGUAUAUCCUUCAAGAUGAUAUGCGUACGUGCAAAGUGGUGGGCGGUGAAGCGAUGAUGAUUUUCAGUUCGAAGACGGAAAUCCGCGGUUAUUUUCUCGAAUCCGAACUUCUAUUCCCAAUUGCGAAAGAUCUGAAGCAAGUCGUCGGUGUUUCUUAUGAUGGAAAUCAUGUUUACUGGACGGACAUCUUCUCGGAGCACGAGAAUCUCAUCAGGUCGCUGGAGGACGGAUCGCACAGAGAACUGUUGAUUACUUCAGGUUUGGGAUCGCCGGAGGAUUUGGCCGUCGAUUGGAUCACCGGAAACAUUUACUUUACUGAUUCCGAAAUGCAGCACAUCGGCGUGUGCCAUAACGAUGGCACCAAAUGCACCGUCCUCGUCAAUCAAGACAUUAACAAACCCAGGGCCAUAGUUCUUAAUCCUUUGGAAGGUGAAAUGUUUUGGUCUGAUUGGGGCAAGAAACCGAAGAUAGCCAAGUCGAAAAUGGAUGGAACCCAAGACAUCACCUUCGUGUCGAACAAUAUCGGAUGGCCCAACGGUCUGACCAUCGAUUAUCCGAACGAACGUCUUUAUUGGACGGACGCGAAAACGAUGACGCUCGAAAGCAUUCGAUUGGAUGGAACGGAUCGAAGGAUUGUAUUGGAGGAAAUCGUGAAGCAUCCUUACUCGAUCGCCGUCUUCGAGAAUCGCUUGUAUUGGUCGGAUUGGGGAUCGCGUUCGAUUCAAUCCUGCGAUAAAUUCAACGGAAAAGAACACCACACGCUCGUGAAGGAGAAGCGCGAAUACAUCUACGGCUUACACAUCUAUCAUUCCGCGCUGAAGCCACGAUCUUUUAAUCCGUGCGCGAUGUCCUUCUGCAGCGACAUAUGCUUAAUCAGCGGCCCAAAGUCUUAUAGUUGUGCUUGCAGUCAGGACAAGAUUCUCUCCUCAGAUAAGCACACUUGCAAGGAAGUUCUGAAGAAGCAAAUUUUGGUGGUCGGAGCUAAAGAUAUGCUCGUGCAGAUCGAGCAUCAGCUGUUGGGUAAACACGACAUCGCCGCUCUUCCAACUGUUGCAAAGGAAAUCGGCGCAUUGACUUACAGUCCAUUGAAUAACACUUUAUACGUAUCGGAUAUUGCAACCAGAAAGUUAAUCAGUGUUGAUUUGGGGAGCGGAAUGAGUGAAGUCCUUUUAUCUGAAUCGAUCGGAAGCAUAAAGUCUUUGGAUUACGAUUAUCUUGGAAACAAUUUGUUUUGGUGCGACACCGAACGCGAAACGAUUGAGGUUCUCAGCUUAAGAACUAAAGCGCGCAAAACUUUAGUGCAUGAUAUGGGUGGAGAAGUCGCUACUUCUUUAGCGCUGGUUCCGGAGGAAGGAGUGCUGUUCUUUGCCACUCAAAAUAAGAACGAGAGAACUGUGCAUAUCGAUCGAGUACGCAUGGAUGGAACAUCGAGGACACACAUCGCAGAAUCUGGUCUUUUGGGACCUGUAACCUUGCACUACGAUUCUGGUUUGCAUAGGGUUUUCUGGGCGGACAGCGGUACUGGAAAUGUAGAGAGUACAAGUGCUGAUGGUGAUGACCGACACGGCUUUCGUGCCUUACAAUCCGCUCCUGUUAGCAUCACAACUUUGAACAAAGAUCUGUUUUGGACGAACCACAACUCCAGGCGAGUGUAUUGGGCUCGGAAAGAUAACAUCGGUAAUGGUCUAAACAAGAAAAUUACUUUGGAUAUACCAGAGGGAAUCGAGAAUAUGCAUUUAGUCUCAGCAACUCCUUAUCCUAUCCCGCCGCAUCAUUGCCAAAAGAAUUGUUCGCACAUAUGUCUACCACUGCACAUGAGCUACAAAUGUGCGUGUCCUCUGGGAAUGUCUUUAUCUUCAGAUAACUCGACUUGCAUUAAGAUGCAAGAAUGUGGCCCUAACGAAUUCCAUUGUAUCAACGCGGAUAUUUGUAUCCCGAAGGAGCUGCGCUGCAACGGACGCAAAGAUUGUUUGCUCGGUGAAGACGAAGAGAGUUGCAUGUACACGAACACCUGUCCAUUCGGAUUUUUCCAAUGUAAAAACGGUCAGUGUAUCAACAAGAAUUUAGUCUGUGAUUUGCACUUUGAUUGUGGAGAUCGAUCUGAUGAAACCGAGUGCGCUGAUAAAACAACGAAGAUGUGCGAGGCAAAUUACUUUAAGUGUUCGAGCGAUAUUUGCAUACACGACAGGUUCGUUUGUGAUGGGAUCAAAGAUUGUAACGAUGGUGGCGAUGAAGUUGGUUGCGCUUCGAACACCUGUGCGUCCAAUCAAUUUCGAUGUCUUUCCGGAAUGUGUAUUCCGAAGAACUGGGAAUGCGAUUUCGAAGCGGAUUGCCCGGAUUUAUCCGAUGAGCAUAGCAAUUGCAAACAGAGAGGUUGCAAUGCAAAUCAAUUCACGUGCGACAACGGUCUCUGCAUUGAUGCACAGCUAAAGUGCAACGAUGUCGAUGAUUGCGCUGAUUUCUCGGAUGAGCGUGGUUGUGCGCUUAGAAGUGAACUGGAGUGUGGUCCAAAUGAAUUUCAGUGCACGAGCGAUACGUCUCUUUGCCUUCCGGACACCGCCAGAUGCAACGGUCUAUCUGAGUGUCCGCAUCAUGAGGAUGAGCAGGGUUGUUCCGAUUGUCACAUCGAUGAAUACGAGUGCGACAACAAGAAAUGCAUUGCUAAUUUCUGGAUCUGCGAUGGCACUGACGAUUGCGGUGAUGGUAGCGAUGAAAGCAUUUGCGCAAACAACACGAACAUCUCCAAAUUGAAUUCGAACGUGCCGUGUGAUCAUGGGUUCAGGUGUAAAAGUGGUGCUUGCAUCGAUCUUGCUCUCGUUUGUAACGGAGAAGAGAACUGCUACGAUGGAAGCGACGAGAAUGGAGCGUGCGCCAGUUCUUGCAACGGUAGAUCAAACCCUUGCGACCACCAAUGCAAGCCGACACCGAGCGGACCGAUGUGCGUGUGCAACGAAGGUUUCGAAUUGUCCGGAGAUGGAAGAAGUUGCAAGGAUAUCGCUGAAUGCAUGAGGGAACCGCCGAUCUGCAGUCAAAAGUGUACGGAGGAAGUCGGGAGUUACACGUGUUCCUGCUACGAAGGUUUCAUCAUCAGAAACGAUAAAGCCUCGUGCAAGAGUAUCGGAGAAUCUAUGAAGAUGAUCUUCAGUCUUCAGAAUGAGAUACGGCAAUUAUCGCAAGCGGAUAACUCGCUGACUAUUUUGCACUCUGAAGACACGCCGAAGAUCACCGGAUUAGAUGUAGACGUCGAGGAAGAGUACGUUUACUUUACCAUCGAGGAAUCGGGAACUUUGCACAGGAUACAUGGAUCGAAUAAGAGCGGGGAAUACAUUGCAGAGCUUGGAAAGCCGCGCAAGCUCGCCGUCGAUUGGAUUACGAAGAACGUUUAUUACGUGGACGCGGAUAGUACGGAUAAGUCAAUCAGGGUGUGCAACUUUUUGGAGCAGAAAUGCUCGAAAGUCUUGAACAUCGAUAUGCACAGUCAGGUGACGAGUUUAACGGUGGAUUCAGUUAACAAGUACGUGUUUUACACGCUGACCACAUGGUGGGUUUUCAACAGUCCCAGAUCGAUGGUUUACAAAGCCAAUUUGGAUGGGAGUAAAAUACACGAGCUGGUGAAGAGCUCUUCAGGUUACGUAACAGGAUUGGCCUUUGAUAGCAACAAAAAAUUACUUUACGUCUCCGAUCAGCACACGUCGAGCAUCAGCAGACUGAAGUACGACGGCACCGAGAAAAUCGUCCUCUUCACAAACAUCACGAAACCGAGCAGUUUAAACUUCUUUGAGGAUCACCUAUAUUACAUGACCAGCUUCGGACAUAUGGGGAAAUGUCCAUUAUACGGGAUGCACAGGACGUGCGAGAAUUUCAAGAGCAACGUCUACGGAAGCGAACAUUUCGCGAUCGCACAAAUCUCGAGGCAACCGAAAUCGACGAACGCUUGCGUGGGACAUGUGUGCAGUCAUCUUUGCGUACCGAGCGAUGUUGGUGCACGUUGUCUGUGCGAAUCCGGUAAAGUCGUCACCGAAGGAGAGGAUUGCGAAAAGUCAUCCCGAUCAGCUGAUUUGGAAGACAGGAGGCCCAGAUUUGGAGUACGGAAGUCGUCUGCGAACAAUUUCAAUGGUGCAGAGGAGAAAGGCUCCGGUUCUGUGCUCGUUGGGGUUCUCAUUCCAAUUUUGAUAAUCGUCGUCGCUUUAGCUGUAUACUUUGUGCUGAAGAAACGCAGCAGCGGAAAGUUCGAUGUCAGCAUGCGUUUCCACAAUCCCGUUUAUAGCAUGAACUCGAAUCAACGAUCAGAGAGUCGAGCCAUGUUAACGCCUGGCCAACACGAAUACAGCAAUCCGGUCAAUCAUCAUCAUCAUCAUGAACCAACGAACGACACUUUGCUGGAAAAACCUCUAGUCAGAUUGGAUGAUUAACACUAAAUUUUUCAAUUUUUCUCAAACCAGAAUAUGUAUAUGUUUCCUGUAUUGUUUAUUUAUUGCCUGUUAUUUUACUGUUUGUAAACAAACGUUUCAACCGAGCGUUGAAAUUUUCGCAUGUACUUCAUUAAGUUUUUAAUACCAAAAAAAAAGAAAAGAAUAGAACAUAGAGAGAACUAAUGAAUUACAAACACAAUUUUAAAAAACUUAAAAAAAAAAUAAUGUUAAAGUUUAAAAAAUAUUAAAAA